AUGGAUAGGAGACAAACCUGCCACAAGAACCCGUUUGGACUCAACUACACCUUACCAAUGUUCAACGAGUGUCUGCAGAAGCAACACACCAACGGCAGUAUGGUACAGACGAUUCCGAAGCUCAUCCCUGUUCCGAUGGCGUCUAACGGUUGCUUCAGACGGAAAGGAAAGUUAGGAAUUCCUCCCGGAUACAGAACAUGCAAUUUUCCUGUUCCUAGCCUACCGUGUGACUGUGCUGAGAUUCAGACUGGUGGACUAUCCCAUCUCAGUGGAGUAUAUUCCAUCUAUCCCGAUGGAGUUGUUGAUGAUCCUCUCUUGGUUUACUGUGAUAUGGAAACAGACGAUGGCCGCUGGACGGUCUUCCAGCGUAGACAGGAUGGUUCAGUUGACUUCUCUCUAUACUGGUCCGAAUACAAAUCCGGUUUUGGCAAUGUUUCCUCCGAGCACUGGCUCGGUAACGACAACAUCCACCGUCUCUCCCGUAAUAAGACAUACGAGCUACGGAUCGACCUCGAAGACUUCGAUGGAAAAACGCGUUAUGCCACCUACAGCAAUUUCAGUAUUGCAGACGAGGCAUCAAAGUACACCCUGGCCCUUGGCAACUACUUCGGAGACGCAGGUGACAGUAUGUCGUAUCACGCUGGUGGUCUGUUCAGUACACGGGACCGCGAUCAUGAUAGAAUUUUAUAUGGAAAUUGUGCCAGUCAUUAUAAAGGAGGCUGGUGGUACAAAGGAUGCGGUUCUGCUAACCUCAACGGCCUGUACCUGAACGGUUCAACCACAAUUGCGCAGCAAUCAGGCAAGGGUGUGUUCUGGAGUCACUGGCUCGGUAUUAGACGCUCCCUCAAGAAGACGGAGAUGAAGCUUCGCCCGACGUAAAUAACACAAGCCUGAUGUGAUAAGAAGGUGUCGGAUUUACGCGGGGUUUGAAAGCGCACUUAAGAGCAUCGCACUUUACAUUUUGUAUUUUAUCACACACAGCUUCUCAGCUUUCUUCACUUUGAUAAAGAUAAAAGUUCAAGCACCCUCAAAACAGUGUUUCUCAUAUUCGUAUCAGUUUAAUAUGAAGGAACUUACGCCGUGUUGCUGUAAUAAGUGUUCACGGAUAUUCACUUAAAUAAAGAAAAUAAUCCUACAUUUUCGAAGGUUAUUCGCGGAUUGAGCACUCUACUCUUUCUUACGUACGUUUAAAAUAUGCAUUUAAAAUACUGAUCAUCAUAUAUAUUUACAUCAAUUUACAUUUUACACAUAAUAUAACAGACGAAAGUAA
Messenger RNA from Strongylocentrotus purpuratus (purple sea urchin), 1270 nucleotides. Its product is annotated as ficolin-1-A-like. The transcript is spliced from 4 exons. NCBI's taxonomy places the organism in Eukaryota, Metazoa, Echinodermata, Echinoidea, Camarodonta, Strongylocentrotidae. The record is from RefSeq and is a predicted model, not a curated record. Bases 1 to 879 code for a protein of 292 amino acids.